Mytilinidion resinicola is the source of this 2492-nucleotide messenger RNA. RefSeq lists its product as uncharacterized. The transcript has 5 exons. The record is from RefSeq and is a predicted model, not a curated record. Lineage: Eukaryota; Fungi; Ascomycota; Dothideomycetes; Mytilinidiales; Mytilinidiaceae. Bases 1 to 2100 code for a protein of 699 amino acids.
AUGCCUGUAGAUCGCCUGUUGAGCACGCUUUUGCGCUCGCUCCAGACAUACACCGAUCAGCAAGAUACACCUCGCCUCCUUGCAACCGCGUCGUCGCUCCUAACAACCCUCUCGAAUCCUCAUAAUCUUUCCCUCCUUACAUCACACCUCCUCACAGCCCCCGCAUUCUGGGAACGCCCAGAUGGCCUCCGCACCCCACUCCACCUACUCAGCGUCUUCCACUCCGCGAUCACCACCCUCAUAACACACCAUAACGCAGUACGGGAAAACUCUGCGCCUCCUCUUCACCCUGGCCAACUGCCCAUCGGUGGAGGUCUCUCACUCGAUGCUUGGACUCGGGCAAUCGUCAGUGGUGCCGAUGAUAGAAGUGCACGAUGGACGCACCUGCUAGUGCUGGGAGGCCUCCUGAUUGGCAUGGGAAGCCAAGAAGAGCAGGGAAUCGACGUUGAAUGGGCCGCUGGACUCAGAAAGAGGCUAGAAACCGCGCUCGUAAAAGCUACCAAUCUGGCACUGGUCGAGGUUCGAGAAAGUGGCGACGCGGAUGGCCUCGGGGGCCAGACAGUGGCUCUUGUUCUGAACCAUAGUUUCGGCUGUCUUUCUGAUUUUGAAAGGAGAGGGCUAGAUUAUGACCUCUUACUCCCGGUCCUCCUCGGAACUACCUUCUUUUCCAGUGAGGGUUUUCAGUCCGCCUACUUCCUAGGUGGGAUUGAUCUUGAUGUUGUAGAAGUAGCAGGAAAGAAGUUCAACUGGCCUGCACACUCCUCAUCCUUCAAACAAGUCGAGGGUAUUGUUUCACGUCCUUUGGUAUCCUCAAUGGGCCCGUUGUCCCGAUUGAUGGCGCAUGCUGUUGGGAACAUCAGAGAUCCAUGGCUCAUUCAGACCAUGGUAGAUGAUCUAGCAGGCUUUGCUAGAGCUCUCACAACGCAAUGGCGACAGAACAAGCUCUCUGAGAUUGAUGCCUCAGAAGAGGCGGUGUUCCUAGAGGAAGAGGCAUUGAGAACCACUUUGCCCGUUUUAUGGAAGCUUUUGAAAGCUGCUUUGUUUGCUACGACUAUCGUUCUCCGCGGUGUGUUAGGCCGCAUCCUCAGCGAUCGUAUUCUCGCCACUGAUGGAGUGGCACCCGUGCUCGCCGCGCAAACGCUCCAUACCCUACGCCAUUUGUACUUCAUAUCAAACCGUCUAGGACCCGCCUCCUUCAGCCAACACACCUUUGUUUAUCUUACCGCCAUUGAUAUCUUAACCCACUAUCCUAUUCAAUCCGACGCAUUCCUCAAAUCAAUUGCCCCUCCUCAACUAGGCAACAUCCCCGACCCACCCCUCGACCGUACUCUAGACCUCUAUUUCCUUAACACCGCCGAGCACUUCACCCUCGUCCUUUCUCCCACCACCAACGAGGAUCUCCUCGUAGCAUCUGCAGUUCCCUAUCUUGCAGCUGGCGGCAAUCACAGCAUGCUCCCCAUCUUCGAAGCUGCCCACAGCGUCAUCCUUGCCGUGCUUUCGGCUCCCCAAUCCGCCGAAAUCACCGCAAAACACCUCCCCUUCUACAUCGACGCCCUCUUCAAGGUCUUCCCAGACAACCUCUCGUCGCGCCAAUUUCGCCUGGCCUUCAGGACCCUUCUCCGCGUCACUGCGCCCCCGUCGGCCCUCUCAGCUACGCAACCGGACCUCCCCGCUACCUUGCUCGAGCUCGUCCACUACCGCGCUCUACACGCCCCUACUACCGCUCUCGCGGCCGACUCUGUGCAGCUGGCUCUCGCGGGCUCAGACGCUCCUCCGCCUCCGCUGUCUGAACAGGCGGUGCUCGUGUUGACACUGUUAGACGCGCUGCCCUACCUCCCGGUUCUAUUGCUAGAAGAGUGGUUGCCACUAUGCGCAGAUCUAGUCAAUCUAAUCGAAGACGACGCGAUGCGGGAAGUGGUCAAAGGCCGCUUCUGGAAUGUUUUGAUCUCAGGCGAAAUGGACCCCGAGCGGAGCGGUGCUGCAGUCGCGUGGUGGGGCACUCGGGGCGGACGGGAAGCCGUGUUGUUUGGGCGGGAGAGCGAGCACAUGAUGAGCGGAGCCUUGCCGGUCGAGACGACGGCGAGGGAGAGUAAGCUCUAGCCAGCUUGCGGAUGUAUGAUUUGAUCGUUUCGUAGAUAUACCCGGGUCAGAGUUUUGAAUACCUACAGUGCCUUCUCAUAGAAAUCUGUAUACUCGUUUGCCCGCUGCUUGAAGAGCUUCGUAGUAUUUUCAGCUUUCUGAAUAAGAGAGGUGUCCGGCAUUUUGGACAAGUAGUAGGCUCACGAGGCUACCCCCUAGACAGCGUCAACAGGGGGGAGGGGGGCAGGGGUACGUAGAUUUCUAUCAGUACAUUGGAGCCCCCAUAGACAGUGGCAGGAAAGCGUACGGCUAUCUAUGGCAAGGAAAUAUCAUCCAGAGAAAUUCGUAAGAUCUUGGAUAUUAGCUAUAUAGGUACCCAUAGCCCAGCGCCCAUCAAAUGCAAGAAACCCGCU